Molecule: messenger RNA, 1083 nt
Organism: Rhagoletis zephyria (snowberry fruit fly)
Lineage: Eukaryota; Metazoa; Arthropoda; Insecta; Diptera; Tephritidae
Source: RefSeq, a predicted model, not a curated record
UCGAUUUGGCAAUCAGCUGUUUUCUUUUGACCAAAACAAAUCGAUCGUUGAUUCGCUUUUGUGGGUCUUUUCCUCAGACGGGUUGCAAAACAGUGGGCGUGGGCCACCAACUUCAUCAUGGCUAUGUUGACGCGUCGUACUUCACCCGGUUCACCAAAGGCUUUUCAGCGUUUCCAAAACUGCAUUGCCUUUCUAUGGCCGUCGCUUAAUUCCGGGACAACUCAAACAAAUUCAGUGCAGCGUAAAUCGACACAAAUGGAUGCAAUCGAUUGCUUAACAAACGAAUUGGUAAGCCGCAACUCAAAAAAAUGGGAUGAGCUGAGAGAUUCGCUUACUAUGAAGAGUAAUACACCGGAUCUUAAUGCAAGCAGUUAUAGCGAAAAGAAUGAAUUAGAGUCAAUCAGUUUCGGUCAGAAUGUGAAUAUUUUGUCCAAAGGUGUUGUGACUGAUUUGCAGGCUAUUCGUUCGCCACAAUUGGGACUAGAUAUACGAUCGUUGUCUCAAGCACAAUUAGACAAUUUGUUGCUAUCUACUGUAGAAAUAAAAAAUAAACCCGAUUUUCUGUACCUAAUCAGGCAGUGCGUUCGUCAUCAGCAGUUGCCAUCCAAUGAAGUGCUGGUGUCUUGCCUUAAAUACCUCAUGCAAUUAUGUCGCUUGCAACAGAUAGAGUCAUUGGCAGAUCUGUGUAAAUUACGUGCUCAUCCACUUAUAAAAGUAUAUGCCAAUUUUGCGCCUUUCAAAGCCAUGGCGCUCUGGCGCAGUGGCAGUGCGGAUGUAGCUUUGAUGACUUUGCACCGCGGCUAUAGUGAUUGUAUUGAAACGGAUGAGGGCCGAAGAAUGGCGCGGAAUGUGUUUCGAACCAUCGUCGAGGAAACUUUGGCACAGAAAAGCGAGGCUGUUUUAGUUUCGCUAAUGCAAGUGGCACGCUCAAUUUACAUUGAGCAGAAGGAUAUUUUCGUUAUAGCCUGCGUGUGGAAGCAAUGCUUUGCAAGUGAAUGGUUUUGUGAUCAAAAAUCGGCUACCGACCUCUAUGAACAUUACACAGAGUUGCAACAGCUUGUGGCAAAGAGGUAGGCAUAUUUA